Leptonychotes weddellii (Weddell seal) is the source of this 774-nucleotide messenger RNA. The record is from RefSeq and is a predicted model, not a curated record. NCBI's taxonomy places the organism in Eukaryota, Metazoa, Chordata, Mammalia, Carnivora, Phocidae.
UAUUCCACUGAACUGAAGAAACUGUACUGCCAAAUUGCAAAGACAUGUCCCAUCCAGAUCAAGGUGAUGACCCCACCUCCGCAGGGCGCUGUCAUCCGUGCCAUGCCUGUCUACAAGAAAGCUGAACAUGUCACUGAGGUGGUGAAACGAUGCCCCAACCACGAGCUGAGCCGUGAAUUCAAUGAGGGACAGAUUGCCCCUCCUAGUCAUUUGAUUCGAGUAGAAGGGAACAGCCAUGCCCAGUAUGUAGAAGACCCCAUCACAGGAAGACAGAGUGUGUUGGUACCUUAUGAGCCACCCCAGGUUGGCACUGAAUUCACGACAGUCCUGUACAAUUUCAUGUGUAACAGCAGUUGUGUUGGAGGGAUGAACCGCCGUCCAAUUUUAAUCAUUGUUACUCUGGAAACCAGAGACGGGCAAGUCCUGGGCCGACGCUGCUUUGAGGCCCGGAUCUGCGCCUGCCCAGGGAGAGACCGGAAGGCGGAUGAAGACAGCAUCAGGAAGCAGCAGGUGACGGACAGCGCAAAGAACGGUGACGGUACGAAGCGCCCUUUUCGUCAGAACACGCAUGGCAUCCAGAUGACAUCCAUUAAGAAACGGAGGUCCCCAGAUGACGAGCUGUUAUACUUACCAGUGAGGGGCCGCGAGACCUAUGAAAUGCUGCUGAAGAUCAAGGAGUCCCUGGAGCUCAUGCAGUACCUGCCUCAGCACACGAUCGAGACUUACAGGCAGCAGCAGCAGCAGCAGCACCAGCAUUUACUUCAGAAACAGUGA